CAUAAUUUAUUUUCUUAAUAUUUCUCUUGUGGCCCAUAAACUGUAUGUAGUGGGUGAAAAAAUGAGAAGAGAAGUAUUUCGUAUUAAACAGGUUGUUUUUGAAGUGAAGCUGCUUUUCAUUGACUGAUUAUUGCAGUCUGCGAACACAUAGGCUACUGUUAAUAAUUUUAAUUAAAUGCCUUAAAUUCAUUUUAUAAAUGUCUUUAAAUAAUUUUCAUUGAGGUGUAAUUAUAAGCUAAUCAAAUCUUGUAUUAUCCUCGCAGCGCGUCAGUUAUGCGGUGAUGCGCUAUGAAAUAUUGCGGGCCAAAUGAAUUGUAGCUAAUAUCAAUUUAAUAUUAAAUAGGCCUACCCUAUACUACUACUACUACUACUACUACUAAUAAUAAUAGGCUAAUUAUUAUUAUUAUUAUUUAAUAUAUGAAUUGGAAAUGCUAAAUCCUCUUGAUAUCCAUAGCUGAUGCUUUUGACAAUAUCUCUGGAAACAUAUUGUCUAUCGGCGCAUCCCAGUACAUGGGUUUAUCGUGCAUAUUUCAAACGCAUAGUGUGAGCAGUGGAGUCACGUCUCGACCAUCGGACCGCAUAGUGUGAGCACAUAAAUCGUGCGUUUUGGCUUUCCAUCGCACGCGAUCUACUCGUACAGUGUGAGUUGGUAACCUUGCUGAAAUCGCACAGAUAUCGCACAGUGUAUGCUCGCCUUAAUCAGAUAUCGCUACAAUGUGCAGUUACAUGUAUCUUCCUCUAGAGGGCGCUCAGGUCGGUGAGGCUGUAGAGGUGUGCAGUGACGCGCUGUCCGAGGUGCUGAUCAUUCACACAGUGUUUGUGUGGAAAGAUCAGAGUCCUUGAGAUGCCAGUAGACCUAUAAGAGUAAACUAUAAAAACAUUUGUUUUUUUUUUAAAUAAAGUGAUUAAUGAUUUCAGUAUAAGAAGAAUGUCACUGCAACUUUGUCUUUCAUCUCAUAGUGUUUUUGCACCAUCUUUGUAACCUACAAAGUCUUGUUCUGAAAGAGCUGGUGAAACUGGUGAAGAGCUUCUUCUUUUCGUUCAGCACAUUGAGCUUCAGUUCACACGCCUCAUGACAUCAAACCCCAGAAACACCUUCUAUGAAGUCAAAGAGUUUCUCAAGAGCUCCAGAUGUUGGAUCAGGAUUUAUCCUGCAUCAGCAUAAAAAGAAAGAAAAAGAGGAAGUACAGAGGAACGUCACAUUGUCUGAGUUUCGAUAGUAUUUCAGCAAACUCAUGAUGAAUAAUGUGUUCAGUUCAGCUCCUCUGACUACAUAAUGUGUGUGUGUGUGUAAAUCUGCACAAGUGUCAUGUGACUGUGAGGGUUUUGCACUCAUUCAGAGGAAGUGAAGAGAGACAGGAUGUGUGAAAACAGUUAAACUACUGCAUUCAGAUCAUAGAGUCAUUUUUACACACAAACACUGCAGAUGAAAGUAAGAAUGUUUCGUCUUAUCUCUCUGAUUUCUCUGCUUAUGAUUCCUGUUGUUCUUGUGUAGUUGAGAUGACGGUCACACAUAACCAGGAAGAGGAAGACCAACAUUUAGCUUGCACUUUAUAAAGUGUGAAAACUGCAGGCGUUUGACGGCUUAAACUGAUGAUGAUUUUGUCAUUUGUGCGUCGACACUGACACACUGACACUGCAGAGCGUUUUCUGAUUGCAGAAGUCACUAUGGUGUCGUCUCUCAUAAAGUCUCUUCCUCUGAUCGUAGUGAUCAUGACUGCGGGGGUUGAUGGUCAGCAGGAUUGGGGAGUGAAUUACAGCCCUUCAUAUGUUUGUGCAUUAAAGGGAACAAAAGUGAAAAUAUCCUGUACUUUAAAAUAUCCUCAUGGUCAUGUGAUCAGAACAGCCUUCUGGACCAAACAUGUUGUAACUGAUGGAGAAUCACCUGAUCUGUGUUCAGAUCCAGAGGAGAGAGGAGGGAUUCAGUGUUUGAGUGAAGAUAAAGACACUCACAGCAUCACUUUGACGAAAGUAACAGAAGCUGAUAAACACGUCUACUACUGCAGAUUUACUACAAACAUUGAUGGUGGAAAUUGGACGGGGAUUCCUGGAGUUCAGCUUGACGUCACAGACCUGCAGGUGGAGACACAGCAGAGAGUGAAAUUGGGAGAUUCAGUCACUCUGACAUGUAAAAGCAGCUGCUCUCUGACUGAACAAACAACAUUCAUCUGGUACAGAAGCAGAGAGAUAUUAACUGAUCGAACAGUGAAUCAGCUUCAUCUUCAGUCAGUCAGUCGUUAUGAUGCUGGAAACUACAGAUGUGGUGCUGUAAGAGGAAAUGAACAUCUUCGCUCUCCACCUGUUUAUCUCAAAGUAGAUUGGGUUGAUGGUCUGCAGGAUCGGGGAGUGAAUUACAGCCCUUCAUAUGUUUGUGCAUUAAAGGGAUCAACAGUGAAAAUAUCCUGUACUUUAACACAUAAUUAUAAACUCAUAAAAGGUUUCUGGACCAAACCUGUUGGAGAAUCACCUGAUCUGUGUUCAGAUCAGGAGAAGAGAGGAGGGAUUCAGUGUCAGAGUGAAUAUGAACACACUCACAGCAUCACUUUGGUGAAUGUAAGAGAAGCUGAUAAACACGUCUACUACUGCAGAUUUACAGGUUAUCAGAAUAAAAGAUGGACAGUGAUUCCUGGAUCUUGGCUUGAUGUCACAGACCUGCAGGUGGAGACACAGCAGAGAGUGAAAGAGGGAGAUUCAGUCACUCUGACAUGUAAAAGCAGCUGCUCUCUGACUGAACAAACAACAUUCAUCUGGUACAGAAGCAGAGAGAUAUUAACUGAUCAAACAGUGAAUCAGCUUCAUCUGCAGUCAGUCAAACAUUCUGAUGACGGAAACUACAGAUGUGCUGUAAGAGGACAUGAUUAUCUUCGCUCUCCACCUGUUUAUCUUAAAGUUUAUUCGGUUGAUGGUCAGCAGGAUUGGGGAGUGAAUUACAGCCCUUCAUAUGUUUGUGCAUUAAAGGGAUCAACAGUGAAAAUAUCCUGUACUUUAAAAUAUCCUAAUAAUCAUAAGCUCAUAAAAGCUUUCUGGACCAAACCUGCUGGAAAAUCACCUGAUGUGUGUUCAGAUCAGGAGAAGAGAGGAAGAGUUUGGUGUCACAGUGAAUAUGAACACACUCACAGCAUCACUUUGACGAAUGUAAGAGAAGCUGAUAAACACGUCUAUUACUGCAGAUUUACAGAUGAUCAGAAUAAAAGAUGGGCAGUUAUUCAUGGAGCUCGUCUUGAUGUCACAGACCUGCAGGUGGAGACACAGCAGAGAGUGAAAGAGGGAGAUUCAGUCACUCUGACAUGUAAAAGCAGCUGCUCUCUGACUGAACAAACAACAUUCAUCUGGUCCAGAAACACACAGAGAUUCACUAAAGGAAUUGAGAAAGAGAAUCAGCUUCAUCUGCAGUCAGUCAGUAGUUCUGAUGAAGGAAACUAUCAGUGUGAAAUAAGAGGAAAUAAUGAUCAUCUGAUCUCUCCUGCUGUUCAUCUUGAUGUUGAAUAUCCUCCAAAGAGCGUCUCAGUGUCCAUCAGUCCGUCUGGUGAAAUAGUGUCAGGAGAUUCAGUGACUCUGAACUGCAGCAGUGAUUCAAACCCUCCUGCAGAAAUCAGCUGGUUUAAGGAAGGAAAGUCUGUAGGAUCUGGAAGAAUCUUCAGCAUCUCAAACAUCAGCUCUGAUCACAGUGGAGAAUACAAGUGCAGAUCCAGAAAUAAACAUGGAGAGGAAAACUCUGAUACUGUGAUGCUGAAUGUCACGUAUCCUCCAAAGAGCGUCUCAGUGUCCAUCAGUCCGUCUGGUGAAAUAGUGUCAGGAGAUUCAGUGACUCUGAACUGCAGCAGUGAUUCAAACCCUCCUGCUCUGAACUUCAGCUGGUUUAAGGAAGGAAAGUCUGUAGGAUCUGGAAGAAUCUUCAGCAUCUCAAACAUCAGCUCUGAUCACAGUGGAGAAUACAAGUGCAGAUCCAGAAAUAAACAUGGAGAGAAAAACUCUGAUACUGUGAUGCUGAAUGUCAUGUAUCCUCCAAAGAGCGUGUCAGUGUCCAUCAGUCCGUCUGGUGAAAUAGUGUCAGGAGAUUCAGUGACUCUGAACUGCAGCAGUGAUUCAAACCCUCCUGCUCUGAACUUCAGCUGGUUUAAGGAGGAUGAAACCUCAGCUGUUGGAUCUGGACAGAGUUUCAGCAUCUCCAGCUUUAACUCCAGUUUCAGUGGACGCUUCUACUGUGAGGCUCAGAAUAAAUAUGGAUCUCAGAGAUCAGCGUCUGUUUCUCUCACUGUUAAAGGUAUUUUCUAUAAACAGACACUCUUUCAGGUUCAUCUGUCUCACGUAUGAAAUGAUCUUCAUGAU
Messenger RNA from Megalobrama amblycephala (Wuchang bream), 4329 nucleotides. RefSeq names its product B-cell receptor CD22-like. The coding region runs from base 1669 to 4314 and encodes 881 amino acids. The record is from RefSeq and is a predicted model, not a curated record. The transcript has 14 exons. NCBI's taxonomy places the organism in Eukaryota, Metazoa, Chordata, Actinopteri, Cypriniformes, Xenocyprididae.